UGAACAAUGAAACCCCUAACUUCUGUCAGGCUCUUCAAAAAAAUUCUAAUUUUGGAAGUUAUUGGAGUUCUGGGGGUAUAUACUUUGUAUUACAAGAUGAACUCAAGCGAAGAUUUCAGACAUAAAAUGAAGCGAAGGUGUCCAUCUGUUUUGGAAGUUUAUUACAAGAGUAAUGAGUGGGCUGGUAUUUAUGGGCUCAAAGAAUUGGAUGAAGAGAAAUGGCUUACAAAAAAACCCUAAAAUGGUUUGUGCCUGAACUUCUUUUUCUGCCUGAUGAUGCUUUUCACGUCCUUAUUGUGAAUCCACUUGUCGCGUUCUGCCUCCCACUUGAGCUGUUUGAGAUCUAACAGAGGAAGACAGUGAAUAAAUUAGAUAAAUCAAUGGAAUAAGUACACUCUUUAAAUUUGAAAGCAGAGUUUUCUAUUUGGAUGCAAAGUAUUUGUAAGGCAAGACAUUCAAAAGAUCAAACCACAAAUACUCUGGUUGCAUUUUUUCAUUAAAAAAAGCAUGUAAAAGGUA
Molecule: messenger RNA, 519 nt
Organism: Pantherophis guttatus
Lineage: Eukaryota; Metazoa; Chordata; Lepidosauria; Squamata; Colubridae
Source: RefSeq, a predicted model, not a curated record